CCUUGCUUCCUUCGCUUGGUUCAUUUGUUACGCAAAUUUAUUUCACGCAUUCCCAGAGGAAUUCCCUUUCGCUUUACGUAUUUUUUAUCAAGCGCGCUUGCCUUCCACUCGUAUAUAUUAUUUCCUGCCCGGUUACCCACGCUCGCAAACGACUGAACGACCUGCUUGGAGGCAUUAUAAAGCGACAAACAUGUCUGGAAACGGCGAUAAAGUCGUUCUCAAGAGCUGCUUUGACUGUGUAAAGUCAAUCGAAUCCGUGUACACUGGAGGCUGUGUGGCAAUCGACAAGGACGAGUCCCGGCUUUUCACUACAUGCAACGAGGACAUUGAGGUGCUUGAUCUCAGCACCGGCGCAAAGGUGGCAGAACUGAAGGGUGAUACAGAGAUUGUCACAUCGUUUGCAGUAAAGCCCGACGGCACGCACCUUGUUGCCGCGAGCCGCAGCCAGCUUAUCACCAUCUGGGAUCUAUCAACUUUCAAAACAGUGCGGUCAUUCAAGGCACACGACGCGCCAAUCAUCACGAUGGACAUUGACCAGACAUCCACUCUAGUGGCCACAGGCUCGGCUGACAGCACAGUCAAGGUCUGGGACAUCGACCACGGGUACUGCACACACAACUUCAAGGGUCAUGGCGGCCUUAUCACCUCGGUAAAGUUUCACCCGAGCAAGGACAAGCUGUGCCUGGUGUCUUCCAGCGACGACGGCAUUAUCCGCGUGUGGAACCUCAAGACAGGCAAAUGCGAGUCGGUGCUUGAGUCACAUGUGAGCGUAGUGCGCUCAAUCGACUUUACCCAGGACGACGAAGGCCAGCACAUGAUUACCGCUGGUCGCGAUAAGGUCAUUAAUGUCUGGAACUGGAAGCGCAAGUCCCUUGUGCGUACGAUUCCUGUGUAUGAGACUAUCGAGGCCGCUGGUAUUUUGGCAGCAGGGACCGAAAUUGGCUUUGGCAACAAGAACACGCGCGUAAUCUACAGCGGCGGCGAAAAUGGCACCCUUCGGCUGUGGGACAUGGACAGCGGCGAAGAGCUGUUUGUACAGACCAAAGAGCUCAAUGCAAAGCACGCCUUUGUUUCUGUGCUGUACCUACCCCAGGCUCAAAAUCUCGUGGCGGUCACCAAUGACCAGAACCUGCUGUUCUAUGGGGUCACUAAGCGACUCGAGCGGGAGCGCCAGAUUGUGGGCUACAAUGAGGAGAUCAUCGACAUGGCAUACGUCGGGCGCGAUCAGAAGUAUUUGGCGGUGGCAACAAACACUGAGCAGCUCAGGGUCUAUAACACGAGCGAUCUCAACUGCGAACUGGCAUAUGGCCACAAGGACAUUAUUCUUUGUCUCAGCGUGCACAGUGGGUGCAGCAUAAUGGCGACAGGUUCUAAGGACAACAUGGCAAUGGUCUGGGUGGUUAACAUGAGCGCACCCGCCAACCGGCGUGUGACGUGCGUUGCCACCGCACUGGGCCACACCAAGGCGGUGGGCGCGGUCUGCCUGGCGCAGGGCGCAGAGUGUCCCUUUAUGAUCACCGGCAGCGAGGACCGUACUGUCAAGAUGUGGGACCUGUCGCCCCUACGGGCAAUUAUUGACAACCCUGAGAGUGCCGUGGCAGCUAUUAGCGAGUCGGGACCUAUAAAGCUGCGCUCCCUAUACACAUUCCAGGCCCACGACAAGGAUAUCAACUCCAUCUGCGUGGCGCCCAGCGAUACUAUUUUUGCCACAGGCUCGCAGGACAAGACAGCCAAGGUGUGGGACGUCGCCACAGGCAAGCCCUUGGGCACCCUUCAGGGCCAUCGGCGCGGCGUGUGGAACGUUGCAUUUUCGCCUGUCGACCGGGUGAUUGCGACGACCUCAGCCGACCGCACAGUAAAGCUGUGGUCUCUGUCGGACUUUGGCUGCCUCAAAACGCUGGAGGGUCACACCAACUCGGUGCUCUGCAUUGAGUUUUUGACCAAGGGCACGCAGCUGAUGACCACCGGUUCAGACGGCCUGAUCAAGCUGUGGAACAUUAAGGACGCUGAGUGCGUGCUAACGCUGGACAAGCAUGAAAACAAGAUCUGGACCCUUGCCAAGCAGCAAUCGGAGGAAUUUGUAGCCACCGGCGGCGCUGACUCGACCAUCUACAUUUGGAAGGACACGACGCAGGACGAGAUUGAGCGCCUGCAUAAGGAAGAUGCCAAGCUGCUCGAGCAGCAGCAGGCCCUGGAUAACUUCCUUGCAGCCAAAGACUACCGCAACGCCAUCCUGUUGACGUUGUCUCUCGACCAACCCCAUCGCUUGCUCAACAUUUUCCGGGACGUGAUGACAGCCGCUGAGCACCGCCACGCCCUGUCAUCCGAAGAUAGUGCCGAUGCUGACGCUCAGGACGCCAAGCGUGCGAUCAUGGGUGCCCAUGCUGUUGACGAGGUCAUUGGCACGCUGGCGCCUGACCAGCUCGAGCGGCUGCUGGGCUAUGUGCGCAACUGGAACACCAAUGGCAAAUUCGCCCACAUCGCCCAGGCAGCGCUUUACUGCAUCCUCACUCAGUACACAUCGAAGGACAUCCUCGCACUUCCGUCGGCAAAGGAUCUGAUAGCUGCCGUGCAGCCGUACUCCGAGCGCCACUUCAGCCGCUUUGAUGGCCUGUUGACCGACUCGUUUAUCAUCGACUACACGCUGCAUGCCAUGGACUCUGUUCACCCUGCUGGUAUGGAAGCUCUGACCAUUGGCGACAGCGACAGCGACGGCGAGCUGUAAAACAGACUGUGGGCGUGUGUCUAGGUCUGGGUCUUGGUAUGUGCCAGUGCCAGUGUUAGUGUCUGCUAGCAUUUUUUAAAAUAUUACCAUAAAUAACAACUUGUAUCGAGCUUGCUCU
This is a messenger RNA of Kickxella alabastrina, 2843 nucleotides long. Its product is annotated as WD40-repeat-containing domain protein. The transcript has 2 exons. NCBI's taxonomy places the organism in Eukaryota, Fungi, Kickxellomycota, Kickxellomycetes, Kickxellales, Kickxellaceae. Gene Ontology annotation, biological process: endonucleolytic cleavage in 5'-ETS of tricistronic rRNA transcript (SSU-rRNA, 5.8S rRNA, LSU-rRNA); endonucleolytic cleavage to generate mature 5'-end of SSU-rRNA from (SSU-rRNA, 5.8S rRNA, LSU-rRNA). The record is from RefSeq and is a predicted model, not a curated record. Gene Ontology annotation, cellular component: 90S preribosome; small-subunit processome; nucleolus. Gene Ontology annotation, molecular function: U3 snoRNA binding; protein binding. Bases 191 to 2725 code for a protein of 844 amino acids.